CAUGCACCCGUCAUACGUACGCUCCUGCUAAAUGCUAAGUGUUAGCUGAGUGGCUAUUCUCCGCAUAGUUUCCUGUUGCUGUUGAUCUCUACGGGCACACCGGCCACAAUUACCAGCAAACUUGUCCAGAAAAACCGCAAACCUCCUCCAAGAGCACCUGUGUGUCCGUGUCGGGCCGUAGCCAUGGCUCUGCAAGGCCCGGAGGAGCUGGGGGAGCAGGUCGAAGAGCCGGAGGAUUUGGACGACCAGGACGCUAGUAGCAUCUCCCCGGCCGAAGAGAUAACGCUGCCCCCCGGGCCCGGAGGCGACGAGGAGACGGAGGAGGCUGUCCUGCUGCCGUGGGACCGUUUCUCCGCCUGGCUGCACUGCAUCUGCGUGGUCGGCUUCGACCUGGAGCUGGGACAGGCAGUGGAGGUCAUUUAUCCUCAUCAUUCCAAACUGUCAGAGAAAGAGAAAACGAGCAUCUGCUACCUUUCCUUCCCUGACUCUAACUCAGGUUGCCUUGGAGACACACAGUUCUGCUUCCGCUUCCGUCAGGGUUCCAACAAAAAGUCGUCACUCUGCAGCUUCCUGGAAACCAGCGACCGAGACGCACCGCCCUGCCUGAAGAGGGAACAGGGUCAUUACUACGGUUACGUGUACUUCCGUCAAGUGCGAGACAAAUCUCUGAAGAGAGGAUACUUCCAGAAGUCGCUGGUCCUGAUCAGUAAGCUGCCCUAUGUCACCUUCUUCCACUCGCUGCUGAAGAUCAUGGCUCCAGAAUACUUUGAGAAACAGGAGCCCUGCCUGGAGGCCGCUUGUAAUGACAUCGACCGCUGGCCGACGCCCCACCCUGGACGGAUCCUCACACUGCCGACGAUGGGUGUGGUCAUCAAGGUUCGCAUCCCGACCUGUUACGACAAACCAGGAACUUCACAGCUGGUCCAGUCCGCCCAGAGCGACAGUCUGGUGUCCAUCGUCCUCCCGACCAUCCAUGAAGUCGACCUGUUCAGGUGUUUCUACCCGGUGUUCUUCCACAUCCAGAUGCUGUGGGAGUUGGUGUUGCUGGGGGAGGCGCUGGUCGUCAUGGCGCCGUCUCCAGCAGAGUCAUCGGACACCGUGCUGGCGCUGGUCAGCUGUAUCUCUCCUCUGCGCUACUGCAGUGACUUCCGGCCGUACUUCACCAUCCAUGACAGCGAGUUUAAGGAGUACACCACCAGGACUCAGGCUCCGCCGUCAGUCAUUCUGGGAGUCACUAAUCCCUUCUUUGCUAAAACUCUGCAGCACUGGCCGCACAUCAUCCGCAUUGGAGACAUGAAGCAAGCAGGAGAGAUGGCCAAACAAAUGAAAGUCAAGAAACUGAAGAACCUCAAGACUCUAGACUCUAAACCUGGUGUGUACACUGCAUACAAGCCGUAUUUGAACAAAGAUGAAGAAAUCAUCAAACAGCUUCAGAAGGGUGUUCAACAGAAGAGACCGUCAGCAGCACAAAAUGCAAUCCUUCGACGCUACUUCUUAGAACUGACACAGAGUUUCAUCAUUCCACUGGAGCGGUACGUGGCCAGUCUGAUGCCUCUCCAGAAGUCCAUCAGCCCCUGGAAGAGUCCUCCUCAGCUACGACCGUUCAUUCAGCAGGACUUCAUGAAGACGCUGGAGAAAGCUGGACCUCAGCUCACAUCCAGACUGAAAGGAGACUGGAUUGGACUCUACAGGCAUUUCCUCAAGUCUCCCAACUUUGACGGCUGGUUCCGCAGCAGGAGGAGAGAGAUGACCCAGAAACUAGAGGCCCUGCAUCUGGAGGCGCUGUGUGAGGAGGAUCUGCAGCAGAGAAUCCAGAGGCACACAGAGGUGGAGACGGUGGAUCUGGUUCUGAAGCUGAAGGAUAAACUGAGUCAGGCGGAGAGGGAGCAGCUCCCAGUGCGUCCAGGGACCCUCCCCAAGCUCAGAGCCCACAUCCAGUCCAUCAUCCAGACCUUACCAGACGACCUGCAGGGCAUCCUCCACAAGCCCUCCACACCCUGACGGAGGCUGGCCUCAGCUGGACCUGAAGUCUGGAGGAGGAGGUCUGGUCCCAGUCGCUUCCUGUCUGGCUGGACUGGGUGGAACAUGGAAAGCACAUCCAGCUUCAGUUCUGUCGGAUUCUUCCUGCACUGCUGCAGCUCAGUGGGAGUUAAAAACAAGCAGCCGGACCGGAUCAGAGCUGCCUGACACGAACUCUUGUGAAGUGGUGUUAAAGAUGGCAGCACACAGACGUGGGAGCCGUGGUGACCUCCCUGCAGCAUCAGACUAAACAUCAACUGAUCCUUUUUACCUCUACACCUUUUGGAGUUUUUCAUCCAUUUUUAAAAACUUUUAAAAGAAGUGCACUUCAUCAUUAACUGGACCGGUGUGCCCAAUACACACACACACACACACACACACACACACACACACACACACACACACACACACACACACACACACACACACACACACACACACACACACAGACACACACACACACACACACACUAUUAUGCAAACAAACUGAACAGAGCAGAGCCAAGCAGUGCUUUACAGUGAAACGUUACUAAAACACACUCAGCAUUAUGCACCAGCGACCCUCUAAUCCUGUCAGCCAAUCACAUCUCUGCAUUCGUGUCACAUGACCUCUGUGUAGCCCAUCACAGCAGCCUGGGGAAACCUUCAGAAUGGUGUUAAAUGUUCAGGAAUCUAGACAUGGUGUGGCGUUCUAUUUGUGCUUUUGUGCAGACGGAAUCAAAAGCAGAAUUUUUUGUCUGUUUUCAUGGGAUGUGAGCUUUGGGACCCCACAGAGAGGAUAGUUAGAAAUGUUAAAAACUGUCAGAUGUUAAAUCCAAGUGAUGACGGUGAUUUAAAAGUUGGUCUUUUUAAGGGAAAACUAUGAAACAUGUAAAAUUAUGAUGUUUCAUGUUUAUGUAUUUGAUAAAACAUCAUCCAGAAUUCUGAGAUGGUGAGAAAAAUGAUGUUUAUAGUGAAACAUUAGGACAGGACUAAAUGUAUUCAGUGCUGUGAGGAGCGGCUGUGUAUUUCACCUAAACUAAACCACUACUGAAGCCACGUUCAUACCUGCAGACCAACACAGGCUGCUCUGAAGCCAGCCCUGUGGAUGGGUGGAUAUCUGAAGUAAGGAGUGUCACUGCUGAUCAUUAGUCAUCUUCUGAAUGUAAUGAUAUAUAUGCUCUGGGUCAACACACCCACUGAAUUCUGUUGCCUGACAAAACCGUUUUAAAUGAGCCUUAAAGUCUUCAGCGAGGGGUUUAUUUCAGCUCACUUCUUUUAAUUGUGACAAACGCUGCAGCAGUUCUUGUUGUUAUGUUGCAGUGUAAUUCCAACAUACGUAUCAAACGUUACUAUUCCAAUUUUCUACGUUACAAACCAAAGUAUUUUGUCAAGUAUGGAAGCCAGUGAAAAGCUUCAGCACCGGUAUACAUGAUCGUAUAGUUCUCUCUUUUUAGCAUCAUUCUGACUCCGUUUCUCACAACUUUUAUCCUUUUUUUGGUUGAAAUUCUUGACUAAUUCUGUGACUUAAAAUUGGUUUUGAGCUGUGAACAUGAAAUAAUUCUGACUUUGUUUCUCAAAACUUUUGUUUGGAAAGUUAAGACUUUGAAAAAGAGUCACUAUUGUGAGUCAGUGAAAUGAGUAAAUCCUGUAAGUUUGUUUUGUAGAGUUCAUAAAAAUCUGGACCUAAUUUUGAGCCCACAAACGUUUGUUUCCCGUACUUUUUACAUUGUAAUUUUUGUUGUGUAAAUGGCCUUCCGUAGAUACUCAUCGGGUAUCGUAUUUCUGGUGAUUAUGAGCCAUUAAAGCUCAUGUUCGUCCUUCACACCUGCAUGAAGGAAACUAGAAGUCCAGCUAGCGGCUCACUGAGGCCAUCAGAGGCUGUGUGUUUGAACCAGUGUGCUGUGAGGAGGUCAGCAUCAUGACUGGUCUGGACUGGUACCUGUAAAACACUACAGCUCACUGCAGCUCCUUUUAUGAUUUGAAGCCUUACAGGAAGGAGAGCAGAACCAGACGGCAAGAUUGGUUCGCAUAAAGACAUGAGAUUUUUUAGACUUUUAGCUUUAUUUUACACUAAAUUUAUUGUGAGAAAGAUGCUAAAGAGACACUUUUCAUAGAGCUGUAACCCUCUGCCCAAACGGUUUCCACUGUCUUCUGAUGAACAGAUUAGACAGUAAAGGAUGAAUUGUGACUGCAUGUUUAGACCUGAACAGUCAUCAAACCAAAGCCAGGCUGUCAGAACAUCGCUCUGCAUGUGUACCCCACAUGGACAGUUUUUCACCUGAGACUGUAAGUUUUUGUGUUGAUAUUUGUGUCAGUGGAGCUGCAAGAUCAAAUCCUCUUCAGCAAACAGUAACUGACUCUCUGAACUCCAGUCUCUGUUUUCCUGAACCUCUGUGGAAGAGAUGAGAGGUCGGGAACUGGGAACUGUCAUAAAUAAUGUCAUAAGAAAAUAAAAGACAGUUGAUUUUUGUUAUUUCACAAAAUUUGAAAACUCUGAACAUGAACAUUUCCAAACAUUUUCCCCACAGUUGUUCCUAAUGAACAUGAAUGGUGAAUCUACACUGCAGCUGGUUUUCUACUUCCACUUUUAGUCUUAGACUGUACUUGUGUCCACACAGCCUGCAGUUCUCCCUGAGUUCUGAUGACAGGACUGCAGCUCACAGCGGAGACACUAAUGACUUUAAAACUGCAACAAGGAAUGCAGGAUUUUAGUGUUUCUUUCACAGAAUUUAUGUAGAAUGAAGUCAUGUUGGUGAAGAGUUUUUAUCUUAACAGGAGAGAUGGUUACUUCAACGACCGUUGGAAAAUUCAACAUCCAACAGUUCUCUCUGUUUUUACAGUUUCUAGCUCGGAUAAAUUGUGUAUUUUUUUAAACACUGGAGAGUUCAGAGGGUUAAACUACAGAUGUAAAAAUGUGUGCUAAAGGGUCACAUGCUGCAAUAAACGGGCCAAAGUCGUCAGUCUGGUAUUAAAAUGAAUGAAUUCAUAAACAUUCCUGAACACCUCUCAACGUCAAAGCAAUAAUGUGGUAACAGGGGCAUCUAAGUUACUCUGGAGUUUGUAUUUUAUUUUCAGAGAAUACCUUUCUGUGGCUGGUGUUUGUUUUGAGAACACAUCUGCGGCUAACUGAUGUUGGCCUUUUAUUUACUUUUCUGUUUGGUUCUUUGCCAUCAUGUAAUGCAUCUUUUUUUAAUGCUUAGAAAAUGACAUUUUUGAGCAGACAAACAUGUAAAGAAUAAUAUGUACUGGUUGGAAAACCUGUGGCAUCCGGUUGUUGGGCAACCAUGUGAGUUUUAUAUUUGUAAAAACGAACUACAAAUUUAUGGAGGGCUAUUCUCAUAUUCCACUCUAUAGAGAAUUAGAGGUUUUGUACAUAAAGGUGUGAAGUGAAAGCCCACAUACAGAUGAGGAAGACCAAGUAUUUUGCUAUUGCAGUCUUGUUAAUCACACAGAUAACAUUUACUCUAUGUAACGGUCAUUUACUUUUCUUAGAGUGUUGUAAGAACAUUUGUAGUUUGUUUUGCUCACAGCCACUGUGAGAAAGCGACUCCUCUUUGCUGACCCUGGAAACGUCUCGCUAACGUUGUCAUUUGUAAAUGACUGACUUUAAUGAAGAACUGCUGAUGGAUAUGUGUGCAGAAAGAUGCAGGAAACCACUAAGAGACUGCAGGUGGACGUUAGCUAAAUCUGGUGCAUCUGUUUUUGUACGUGGUUCAUGACAAAAAAAUGCAAUAAAGUAAUCCUGAAUUAUGUAAA
Molecule: messenger RNA, 5757 nt
Organism: Acanthochromis polyacanthus (spiny chromis)
Lineage: Eukaryota; Metazoa; Chordata; Actinopteri; Pomacentridae
Gene: dennd6a
Product: DENN/MADD domain containing 6Aa
Exons: 19
Coding region: 184-2001 (605 amino acids)
Cellular component (GO): recycling endosome
Molecular function (GO): guanyl-nucleotide exchange factor activity
Source: RefSeq, a predicted model, not a curated record